Molecule: messenger RNA, 10343 nt
Organism: Strongylocentrotus purpuratus (purple sea urchin)
Lineage: Eukaryota; Metazoa; Echinodermata; Echinoidea; Camarodonta; Strongylocentrotidae
Product: filamin-A
Exons: 40
Coding region: 219-7910 (2563 amino acids)
Biological process (GO): actin cytoskeleton organization
Molecular function (GO): actin filament binding
Source: RefSeq, a predicted model, not a curated record
GGUGGAUUUCAUGUUGACUGGGACUAAACCUUAGGGGUAUAUUUUAUUUAUACUCCUUGUGUGUAGAGUGUAUCUGGAUCACCAUCUUGACUUUCAUCUGGAUUGGGUCUAUUUUUAUCCACAAAUAGACCCAUCUUACUGCUCUUUGGAGCAACUCAAUCACCUGAAUUAAUUUUAUUCUGUAAAGUGCUCUCGGGUACCGAGUAAGAGGAAGCGUCAUGAGUACUAAUGAACCAACCGACGAUGGAGGGGAACAGAAGUACGAUUUGGAGGACGAAGAGGAGAUGCCGCUUGCAGAGAGAGAUUUAGCAGACGACGCACCCUGGAAGAGAAUCCAGCAAAACACCUUUACAAGAUGGUGCAACGAGCAUUUAAAGGUGGCUCAGAAGCAUAUCAGCAGCUUAGAGACGGAUCUUGGCGAUGGUUUGAGGCUUAUUGCUUUGAUUGAGGUCCUCUCGCAGAAGAGAAUCUCCAAGUUCAACAAGAGGCCGACCUUCAGGUCCAUGAAAUUGGAAAAUGUCUCCAUUGCCAUCAAGUUCCUGGAAGACCAGAACAUCAAGAUUGUCAGUAUUGACAGUACUGACAUCGUUGAUGGUAAGUUGAAGCUGAUCCUUGGUUUGAUAUGGCUGCUCAUCUUGCAUUACUCUAUCUCCAUGCCGAUGUGGGAUGAUGAUGGUGACAUGUCAUCUGAUAAGAAGAAGCAGUCACCCAAGGAGAAGCUACUUGGAUGGAUCAACGGCAAGGUACCAGACACACCAAUCCAUAACUUCAACAAGGAUUGGAACAAUGCUAAGGCCAUCGGAGCUCUUGUGGAUGCUCUUGCUCCAGGUCUUUGCCCUGACUGGGAGGACUGGAGUCCUAAAGACGCUCUCAAGAACGCAACAGAAGCUAUGAAACUCGCUGAAGAUUGGCUGGAUGUACCUCAGGUGUUGAGGCCCGAGGAUAUGGUGAACCCUGCUGUUGAUGACCUGAGUAUGAUGACCUAUCUGUCUGCCUUCCCCAAGGCUAAGCUCAAGCCAGGUGCACCUCUGCGACCCAAGAGUAAUGCCAAGAAGGUGCGUGCCUACGGCCCUGGUCUUGAGGACGGUAAUGUGAUUUCCAAGCCUACUGAAUUCACCGUAGAAACCUUCGGUGCAGGCAGUGGGAACGUGGAAGUGCUCAUUAAGGAUUCUAAGGGCAACAAAGUGGAAAAUACCAUGAAAGCUAACAAGGAUAAGAAACAAACCUACACUGUAGAAUACACUGCCAAAGUUCACGGAAAACACACAAUCACGAUCACGUUCAAGGGAGUAGAGAUCCCUAAGAGCCCUUACACCGUCAACAUUGGUAACAUCACAUCUGAUGCUAGUAAGUGCUCUGCCAAGGGUCCUGGUCUAGAAGCUAGUGGUGUCAUCCUCAACCAGAAGACAUACUUUGAGAUCUUCACUGCUGGUGCUGGAGCUGGAACACCAACAGUUAUGCUACUUGGUCCUGAUGGUAAGGAGGUGAAAGCCACCAUCACAGACAAAGGCAAGGGCGUCUACUACGUGGAGUACACAGCAACUAUGGUUGGUACUUACAAGAUUGAAGUCAAGUUUGCUGGUGCUCAGAUUCCUGGUAGUGUCUUCAACGUCAAGAUCACCCAUGCCCUGAAUACAAGCAAAGCAUUUGCAUAUGGACGUGGUCUCCAACCCAAGGGCCAGCGUGUGAAGGAGGAAUGCGUCUUCUUUGUGGACACCAAAGAGGCGGGAGAGGCUGAACUGAAAGUGCAGAUCAUUGGCCCUGGUGGUGUCGAUGAACCUGUCAAGGUCACCUACAAUAACGAUGGUCUAUACACCUGCAAGUAUUCCCCUUACAAGCCGGGACGUUACAUUGUCAACAUCAAGUUCGGUGGCCAGCCUAUCCCUAAGGCUCCAUUCACUGUCAACAUUGGGCCUGAGCCUACUGGACCUAUCACCUUUGUGCGUGCCUUUGGACCAGGUCUUGAGAAGGGCGUGGUUGGCAAGCCAUGUGACUUCACCGUGGAAACCAAUGGUGCUGUUGGUGCUCUUGGCUUUGCUAUUGAGGGUCCAUCACAAGCAGAGAUCAAAUGUAAGGAUAACGGUGAUGGAUCAUGUGAAGUCUCCUACUUCCCUACCGUUGAAGGAGAGUACGCUAUCCAUGUCACCUAUGAGGAGGAAGAUAUCCCCAACAGUCCUUUCAUCGCCAAGGUUACACCCAAUCCUGGUGGAUUCGAUGCAACAAAGGUGAAGGCCUUUGGUCCAGGUCUGAAGCCAGACGGUAUUGAGAUCAAGAAGAAGACUGAAUUCACUGUGGAUGUCAAGAAUGCAGGCAAGGCUGAGCUGGUGAUUGACAUCAAGGACCAGUGGGGUAAUAAGGUAGCAUACGAGCUCAAGGACAACAAGAAUGGAACCUAUACUGUCUACUACACUCCUGAACAUCCUCUCAAACAUACCGUGGCUAUCACAUGGGGUGGUGUCAGCAUCCCAGAAAGCCCAUUCAAGGUAUCUGUUGGAGGUGGUGUGAGCAAGGUGAAGGUGUUUGGACCUGGUGUAGAGCAUGGCAUGGUCAAGGCUAAGACACCAACUCACUUUACCGUCGACUGCAAGGAGGCUGGAAAAGCUCCCAUCACUGUGGGCAUCAAGUCUAAAGCAGGUGUCAACGGACCCAAAGAGAAGGAGAUCCCAGUCCAAGUCAAAGACAACAAUGAUGGAACCUACGCUGCUCAGUAUACCCCAGAAUUACCAGGAGAAUAUGCCGUUGGAGUCAAGUAUGGAGGCACUGAGAUCCCUCAGAGCCCUAUCUCUGUCAGCGUUGUUCCAGAUGUAGAGGUUGGAAAGAUCCAGAUCACCGAUCUCCAAGAAAGCCUAGAUGUAGGCAAAGAAAACUCCUUUCAUGUCGAUACGUCUAAAGCUGGCGACGGAGAGUUGGAAGCUUUCCUCACUGGACCGGAUGGACAGAUCGUCCCUGUUAAGGUCGUUCCUGUUGAAUCAGGUUUUGAUGUCCAGUUCACACCAACAGAAGAAGGUCCACACAAGCUUGAUAUGAAGUAUGGUGGAUGUCCCAUGUUGGAUAAACCAAUCGAACUGGAAGCCAUUCCUAAAGCUGAUGCUUCUAAGGUCUUGGCAGAGGGCGAUGGUCUCAAAAAAGGCUUUGUUGGCAAACCCGCUGACUUCAUGAUAGACAUUCGCAAUGCAGGACGAGGAGGCUUGGGCGUUACUAUCGAAGGACCAAGCGAGGCUGAAAUCAACUGCGAAGAUAACCGAGAUGGAACUUGCUCUGUCAACUACACCCCAGACUCAGCAGGUGUCUACAACAUCAACAUCCUCUUUGAUGGGAAACACAUUGAAGAUUCUCCAUUCCAUGCCAAGGUAGUCGAUCCAUCACUUGUGAAGGCGAGUGGACCAGGUCUGACCAACGGAGCAUUCAUGGAUUUCCCCUGCACGUUUGAGGUAGAUUGUAGUGAAGCUGGACCAUACUUUGAUGAUGAAUACGACGACAAGUUUGCCCUCCCGGUCAACUGUAUGGCUGUUGGUCCAGAUGGUGACAUCCUGAAGGUGGAUGUGAAGCCCUUGGAGGAAGGGAUCUAUGAGGUAACAUACUACCCUGAGGAGGAAGGACCAGCCACUCUCAAUACCAUCUACUGCGGUCAACCUAUCCCAAACUUCCCCAAGGAAGUCCAGGUUCAGGAACCUAUCGAUCUUGAGAAGAUUGUGCUAGAUGGAGCAGGAUUGGAAAAUGCUGUGUUCCUUGAGUGCCCAACUGAUUUCAAGGUUGAUGCUAAGGCUCUUGAUAAACCACUGAACAAGGAUCUUUUCAAGACAGAGGUGACGACCCCAUCAGGAAAGAAACUCAAACCUACCAUCAAGGAUAACCAAGACCAGACAUUCACCUGUGCAUACACUCCUGUAGAACAAGGAACUCACAAGGUUGAUGUUGCCUUUGCUGGUCAACCUCUUGGUAAGUCACCUUACACCACCGAGGCAGUCCCAGGCCAUGAUACUUCCAAGGUGAAAGCCUAUGGUCCAGGACUUCAAGCUGGUCUUACCAAGAAACCAGCUCAGUUUACUGUUGAGACCAAGAACGCUGGCAAGGGAGGUCUAGGUAUCCUGAUUGAAGGACCAUCUGAACCCAAGAUGACCUGUAAGGAUAACAAGGAUGGUACAGCAUCUGUGGAGUACCUUCCAGUUGAACCUGGUGACUAUGCUGUUCAUGUCACCUUCGCUGAUGAAGCCAUCCCAGGGAGUCCUUUCCGACCCUCAAUCCAGGACUCUAUUGAUGCUAGCAAGGUGAAGGCACAUGGACCAGGUCUAUCUAAGGAUGGAGUCAGGGCCAAUGUACCUGCUAAGUUCACUGUCGAUGCUACCAAGGCUGGCAAAGCUCCACUUGAUGUCACUGUCAUUCAGGAGAAGGGUGGUCCAGAGAAGGCUAAGAUUGUAGACAACAAAGAUGGCACCUAUGAUGUGACCUACGUACCCAAGACAGAAGGACGCUGUCAAGUGGACAUCAAAUAUGACAACAAGAACAUCCCCGACAGUCCCUUCAACACCAAAGUGCUUCCUAAGGCUGAUGCAUCCAAGGUCAAGGUUGCUGGUCCAGGAGUACAGAAGACCGGAGUCUUGGCCAGUUUACCUGUGGAGUUCACUGUGGAUACUAGGGAAGCCGGUGAUGCAGAACUCAUCAUCUCUAUCACUGACAAGAAUGGUAAACCAGUGAAACCAGACAUCAAAGACAAUGGUGAUGGUACCUUCACAAUCUCCUACGUACCUACUGAUGUGGGCCAGUACACUGUUCUUGUGACCUAUGGUGGCAAGAAUGUACCUGCUUCACCAUUCAGUGUCAAGACCAGUCCUACAGGAGAUGCCAGCAAGUGCAGUAUCUUGGGUUGUAAGAGCGGCAAUUACGACAUCCCAGUCAGACGUGGUAGCUUAAAGAGUGCAGAGAGUACUACCACUACCCGUACCACUACCACGCGAACCACCACCACAAAAGAGACUAUCACCAAGACAGUGGUGGUUGAAGAGGAGACUGUGAUCAAGGUCAACUCUCGUGAUGCUGGUAAAGGUCGUGUGACCUGUACCAUCACUGGUCCUAACGGUCAAGAGAUACCUGAUGUGAAGGUCAUUGAGAAUCCUGAUGGAACCUUUGAUAUCAUCUGGACCUGCCCUGCUGCAGGAAACUAUGAAGUGGAUCUGAGGUUUGGUGGUGUCUCUCUCACUGGAGGACCUAUCACAAUCUUUGCUCAACCAGGACCCCCAGAGGACUUGAUUCAACCAGAAAGUAUCCAGGCUGUACAAUCUGCCCCAGAACAGUCCCUACGGCCGUCCAAUAUGCCUGUAGAUGCUUGUAGACCUCUUGACUUGGUCAUCCCUGUGAUUGGUGCAGGCUUGGGAUGUAUCUCAGGUCAGGUCAAGACACCAUCUGGCCGUAAGGAAAUACCAGUUAUCAUUGAGAACAAGGAUGGUACCAUUACUGUCAAGUAUUCACCAACAGAGACUGGACGUCAUGAGCUAGCUAUCAAGUACAAUGGAAAGGAUGUACCAGGCAGUCCAUUCCACUUCCAUGUUGAUGAGUUGAAGAGUGGUAAUGUGACAGCCUAUGGUACCGGUCUUACCCAUGGUAUCAGCAACGAGCAAUGUCACUUCAUCAUCAAUACCAAGGAUGCUGGUGCAGGUGGUUUGGCCCUUGCUAUUGAGGGACCUUCAAAGGCUGAGAUCAAAUGCGUAGAUAACAAGGAUGGUACAUGCAGUGUGACUUACUUCCCUACUAAGCCUGGACAGUAUGACAUUGUCGUCAAGUUUGCUGAUAAACACAUCCCAGGCAGUCCUUUCUCUGCUCAGGUCGUUGACAAGUCUGGUAGCAGGAUGUCGAUUGGCACACCUAGCGACGUUCCUCUGAAGAUUACUGAGUCCGAUCUCAGUCAACUCACAGGCAGUAUCCGUACACCUUCCAAGCAUGAAGAACCAUGUGCUCUCAAACGUCUCAAUAAUGGAAACAUUGGUAUCACUUUUACUCCCAAGGAGAUUGGUGAGCAUCUAGUGAGUGUAAAGAAGAGGGGACAACACAUCCCUAGCAGCCCCUUCAAGAUCAUUGUAGGAGCUCAAGAGGUCGGGGAUGCUUCCAAGGUCAAGGUCACAGGUCGUGGUAUCAAAGAGGCCCAAGCAGGUCAAAUGGCUCAAUUCCUGGUUGAUACUAGGAAUGCUGGUUAUGGAGGUCUUGGUGUAUCUAUCGAAGGACCAAGCAAAGCAGAUAUUAACUGUGAGGAUAAUGGUGAUGGUACCUGCCUUGUCACCUUCACACCCACUGAGCCAGGGACAUACAAUGUCAACGUACACUAUGCUGAUCAACUAGUACCAGGGAGUCCGUUCCAGGUUGCAGUACAAGGAGAUUCAACAGAGUUGCCUCUGAUCAGAGAGACCUUGGUCAGACCUACUAAGGCUACUCCAGUAUCCAACGUUGGUAGUGAAUGUGAACUUACAGUCAAGAUCCCAGGCACGGAUCCACUGGACAUGACUGCCCAGGUGACUAACCCAGCUGGACGUACAGUAGAUGCUGAGAUCAUGGACAGACCUGACUGCAAAUACUGUGUCAAGUUUGUUCCUGCUAUGGAGGGUGUACAUACAGUCAGUGUCAAGAACAAAGGCUUGCAUGUCCCAGGAAGUCCAUUCAUGUUCACAGUUGGUCCAUUCGGUGAGGGUGGAGCACACAAGGUCCAUGCCGGAGGUCCAGGACUAGAGCGAGGAGAGGUCAAACAACCAGCUGAGUUCACAGUCUGGACUCGAGAAGCUGGCCCAGGAAAGUUGGGCAUCACAGUAUCCGGUCCAGCCAAGGCUCCAAUCAACUUUGUUGAUAACAAGGAUGGUUCAUACUUGGUCUCCUAUGUACCAACUGUACCAGGUGAAUACGUGGUUGAUAUCAAAUUCAAUGACAAGCCAAUCCCAGACAGUCCUUACAAGCCUUUUGUUGUACCACCCCUUGGUGAGGCAAGGAGAUGCAGUGUAUCCAGCAUCCAGGAACAUGGUAUCAAGAUCAACCAUCCAGCCUCAUUCGUGAUUCAACUCAAUGGUGCUAAAGGUCAUUUGAAAGCAAAGUGUAAAUCACCAUCUGGAGCUGAGAUUGAUUGUGUUAUCACCGAGAUUGAUGAAGAGAAUUAUGCAGUGCGUUUCCUACCAACUGAGAAUGGAAUCCACAGUGUGGAAGUCUUCUUCAAGGAUUCUCCGAUCCCAGGCAGUCCAUUCAGGCUUAGGGUUGGUACAGUAGAAGAAGUAGGAGAUCCAGGACAUGUUCAUGCUUAUGGAGAAGGAUUGGAGAGAGGAAAGACAGGAGAUAAGUGUGAAUUCAUCAUCAACACCUGUGGAGCUGGAGCAGGUACCUUGGGUAUCCAGAUUGAUGGUCCAUCUAAGGUCAAGUUAGAUGUGACUGAGAUUGGUGAAGGAUACAAGUGUGUCUACGUCCCAACGCAUCCUGGAGAAUACAUGAUUACUAUCAAGUAUGGUGGUCCCACUCAUAUCACUGGCAGUCCCUUCAUGGCUAAGAUUACCGGAUCUGCAAAGGGAGGCAAGGCAGGCAGCGUUGAAACAGCCCAAGUCAUGGUAGAAACCAUCGUCAAGACAACCACCACAACAGGUUUCCAAGCUCCAGUCUUUACUUCUGAUGCUAGCAAGGUUGUUUCUAGUGGAAUGGGUCUCAAGAAAUCAUUCUUGAACAAGAAGAGUCAGUUCCAAGUCAACUGCUCAGAUGCAGGUAAUAACAUGUUGAUUGUAGGUAUCGCUGGUCCCAAGACACCUUGUGAAGAGAUUCAUGUCAAACACACCUUCGGUCAGCGUUACACAGUAACUUACCUACUCAAAGAGAAGGGUAACUAUGUCUUGAUAGUGAAAUGGGGAGAUGAGCACAUACCAGGCAGUCCAUUCAGCCUUCAAUGUGCUUAGAUGAUCAAGAUAUGAUCAGAGCAAUAUGAGAUUGCAUCUCAGCUCGGGGCCGGGCUUGGGGGCUCCUCCGAACACAUCAUCAACUUCUUCCUCGCGUUACAUAUGCAAGACAUGCACCCGGCGCAUUGAAGCUUGAUGCACCUGUACAUGUCUAAAGAAGGUUUUAUUUUAAAGCUCCAGUAUGGGAGGAUGAUAAUUAUCAAGAAGAAAAAAAGGAAAACUGCCAGAUGUUUUGUGUUCUUGUUGAUGAGAUGGAAAUUAAUAGAUAUUUCUUUUCUUUUCCACCAUUGGGUGCAUUAUAUAUAUGUCACUGAGGAAAUGAGUUGUGGAAUCUUACAUCGACUAGCAAGUACGAGCUAUUGCUUAUGAUUAUGUUCUAAAAUCAAUUCUAUUUUUCUUCCAGCUCAUUUGGUCAAUCUUUUAGCUUCCAACAUUGAAUGUUUAGUGAUUGCUAAGGUAUAUGAAAUUGUUACAUGACCUACUAGAUACAUGUAUGACUACAGCAAUUAUUCAUGUUUAUUGCAACCGUGUAUACAAGGGAUACUUUUUUAUUUUGUUAUGAUCGACUUACAAACUUAUCCCAAUAUAUAAUUUGGGGGAAUGAUGAUUAAUAAUUAAUAAUAUAAGGUGUAUUACAUAUGAAUAUUGAUAAGAAGACUGAUAUUAAUCCCUCUUUGAAAUGAUAAUGUAGAUAUUUACAAUGUAAAAUGAAAGAUUUUGUUUGCAGAGUGAAGUAGUCUUUCAAAAGAGUGGUUUUGAAAUAGUUUAAAAAUGCACAUAGCCAAACAUAAUUUUAGUUUAGGAUCUAGCCAUAUAAAUCAUGAUGGCCGGUGAUGUAGACAUUGGUCUAAUGCCUUGAUAUGAGUUCAAUGAGGUGGAUAUAAGUAUCGCCAAAAUACACAACUCAUUUUUAACAAAUUGAUGGAAAGAAUUUCAUACUUAGAUUAUUUUAGCAGGUUUGAUGAAACCCAAACCUGCUCGAGUUGCCUGAAGAAAAGAUAUGAACUGCAAAAAUGAUGAACUUUUUUAUAAUGACACUGCUAAGCAGAGAAAUUUGUAUUUUUCAGUAUUCUGAAUCUGAGUUCCACUCUUAUCCUAAUAAUAUUACUGAUAUUGUAUUCAUAUUUGUAUAACUUUUGAUAAUUGAUAAAUUGUAAUAAUAACAGUAGUAGUAUAACUCAACUCGAGCAUAAUUUAUUGUAAGUAAUGAUCAUGAAUAUGUUUAUUUUGCAUAUCUUCAGAGAUAUUGAUCUUUUACUUAAUUAUUAGUUUUGAUACAAAAUAUAUCUGCCUAAACAAUUAUCAAUAUUGUGAAUCUUGACUUCACAAAAUCAUAGUUAUGAUGGAAGAUAAAGAAAGAAUUUGCAACUUACUAUGUAUAUAUACAUGUGAAUCAGACAUUGAAAAAAGAUGGUCCUUGCAAAGAACCAGUUAAGAAUGUGAUUGUGAUUGCGAUAUUAAUGAAAUGUAUUGGAAAUGGUGUUGAUUAUGAUGUGUUAUAUUUUUUGUCGUACAUGCAUACCGUAUUUCAUGUUUGGUUUCAGUGUUUUUUCACUUUUUUAAUUUUCUUUUUUUAUGAUUUGGGAUAUGCUUUGGAACUCAGUACUACCUGUAUUUGUAGCACUUAAUUCCUAGGUGUUCAGUUUAAUAUUAGGGGAACAGUUGUCUUCCUAGGUGUUUAGUUUAAUAGUAGGGGAACAGUAAGUUGUCUUGUAGCAAAAGAUAGUUUAGUAGAUACCAAGCAAUAAGAACUUAUAGACAUGUUUAUAUGGUAUGUGUGACUACUGUCAAGUUCAUUUGUCUGUGUGAGGUGUAAUUUUUUUUUACAAUUCAUCUCUAAAAACAAAAAUAAUAACAUCGUGCAAAAUAUCUCCAUAUUGUUGUAUUGGAAGUAUCAUUUUUGUUAAGUAGUAUAGAUGGCUGAAAAGAGUGAUUACUUGCUAUUUGUGUAGAUUUUUUUUUUACUGUGAAUAUAUAUUAAAACAGCAUUAAUAUUAUUGAAUUUUAUUACAAAGCACAGUUUCUUUUUUUUUUUGGUAUGUAAUUGUUAUUAUGUAGAACAAAAUGCAAUGCUUGUUAAUUAGAAUUUAUGCAAUUGACAGAAAUAAAAUUAUGUAUAACCUUAGAUUCUUUAUGCUAAAAUUGUCAUAUAUAGUGAAGCAUUACUUAUUUAGUUAUACAAAAAUAAUCAAAAUUUAGCAUUAUUUAGCUGGUUUGUAGAAUUUAUGUGAAACUACAUAUUCUAAUUGUUGCAGUAAGAUUUAUUUGCCACAUUGUUAACAGUGAAAUAGAAAGCUAUUGUGGGGAUAUAUAAGAUGGAAAAUAAAUUCUCUGUAUGACAUGGGUUUUGAAUUAAUCAUUGGUGAUACUAAGGUAUAGCCCAAGCAAUGGGUAAAAAUGCAUUAAAAGGGAUUAUGGAGCUUUGAAACUGUA